Molecule: messenger RNA, 390 nt
Organism: Suillus paluster
Lineage: Eukaryota; Fungi; Basidiomycota; Agaricomycetes; Boletales; Suillaceae
Exons: 4
Coding region: 1-390 (129 amino acids)
Source: RefSeq, a predicted model, not a curated record
AUGCUGUCUGGAUGGCCGACUUACACCCUCAAUUUUAUGCCAGAACGCCCAGGCCCAUUGAAAAUUAUACUACGGUUGAAGGAUGCUGUAGAGUUCAGGGUGAUCGAAGAUAAAGAUAGUGAUGACGAAGCCAGUGGACAAGCCAAGAGUGACUUACAGUCCGUUACUGAGGAGGAUCCAGACACUACGAUGGUCUGUGAGCCAACACUGGCAGCCCAAACAUGCCUCAGUGCAUCAGCGCAAAGCCUGUCGUGCUGCACAGUUGUCCCCAAGGAUCCUCCCAGUAUUGUCCAUACAUGGAAGAAAUUCCAGGACAAGCACAGUGAUAUGUGGCCUCCCCUGCCGUGGGUUCAGGGAGAGCUGUACCACAAUGCGGAUCACUCAAAUUGA